Molecule: messenger RNA, 1232 nt
Organism: Chlamydomonas reinhardtii
Lineage: Eukaryota; Viridiplantae; Chlorophyta; Chlorophyceae; Chlamydomonadales; Chlamydomonadaceae
Exons: 3
Coding region: 259-465 (68 amino acids)
Source: RefSeq, a predicted model, not a curated record
GUGCUUUGUCGGCGUUUGCAGCCGGUGUUUGGGCGCAUUAUUGACCCUGAGCAGACUGCCUUCCUGACUGAUCGUCGCGUUGCGGAUAAUGUGCUGCUGCUUCAGCUUACCCCGGGGCUGUUGAAUGCUGCGCACAAGUCUCCCGGCGUGGCUGCUUUUCUUGAUUUUUAGAAGGCCUAUGAGCGCUACGCCAAGCAUGUGUUCAUCAUCGAUGAAUAUAAGACCUCCAAGACCUGCUACAACUGCGGGUGUCAGGAGAUGGCCAUCAAGCGGCUUGGGGGGCUGAAGGAGGGGCAGCGGCCCUGGUCGGUCAAAGUCUGCAACGACUGCUUGACGACCUGGAACCGCGACGUCUCCGCCGCCAACGUGAUCCGUGUGCUCCUCCUGCUGAAGCUGAUGGGCUUCGAGCGGCCGACCAAGCUGCAGCGGCCGCCAUGGCCGCCGGCGGCGGCGGGGCCGGGCUGAGAGCCUGAACGGCGCUAGCAGGGCGUGGGGUUGAGGGUGCACGUGUCGAUUGGCGGCGAGCGACGUGACUAGUUUGUUAGCUGCGGGUUAGCACGGACUGUGCACCCCACCCAACCGGCAACGUCCGGAUUUGCGGGGAUGCCAAAGGCCCCCAACAUAGAGGCGUGUGCAAUUUGCGUGUGCUUAGUAGGCGCCCGCGUCAAGGUGGCUGGGUUGAUAACGACCCGGGAGGGGAGGGCUCAGCCCUUUUCCUGCCUCCCUAAGGCAGCCACCUCCUUGUUAGAAGGCGUAUGAUACUGUGGAUCGAUCGGCGGUCUUUUCUCCUGGACUGGGGCCGGCCUCCUGUCGUGGGUGUCCCGCCUCCUGACUGAUACACGUGGGGCUGCGUUGGUGAAUGUUCACGUGUCGGGUUGGGUCCCGUUGGCGGCGGGGGUACGGCAGGGCUAUUAUGGUCUGGGGUUUACAGACGGACGCGGCGUCAGGAGGAGUAGGAUGGGAGUCGGCCAUCCCGCAAUCGGUCAUUCUGGUAGUCGGAAGUACACCUGCAGGACGCUGCUUACCUCGCAGUUGCGCAAGCCCUGCUGUCGUGGCUGCGCAGUCGGGGACACGAUGUGCUCGCUCGCUGACCUUGCCUCAGUGCUGGCGUCUCAGUAUGCGGAUGAUUGUGCGCCGUUGCUCGCGGGCCUGCAGGCGGUGCCCGGCUUCCUGGCUGACAUGGAAGUGUUUCGGUGUGCGUCAGGCCAGCGGCUGAACAUGACUAAAGUUGA